Molecule: messenger RNA, 1587 nt
Organism: Eurytemora carolleeae
Lineage: Eukaryota; Metazoa; Arthropoda; Copepoda; Calanoida; Temoridae
Product: kelch-like protein 3
Exons: 19
Coding region: 73-1467 (464 amino acids)
Molecular function (GO): protein binding
Source: RefSeq, a predicted model, not a curated record
AUGAAGAGCAGGUGUAUGAUGCAGUGAUGACCUGGGUUCUUAUUGAUUCAUGUACAAUGUACAUAAACAAUAAUGUUUAGUGUACAGUAUGAAGAGCAGGUGUAUGAUGCAGUGAUGACCUGGGUUCUUAUUGAUUCAUGUACAAGAAGAGAACACUUACACAGUUUAUUCAAGGAGAUUCAGUGGCCCCUAAUAAGAACUCCCAAAUACUACUCAGAUACUAUCAAUGAUCCUUUUGUUAUGGAGGACAAACGGUGUGCCAGGAUUAUGGAGAAGGCUGAGGAAUAUUUUAAUAUGAGCUACGAGGAAAAGAUAAACUAUUGGAAAGAAAAUGAAAAACCUUCCAGAUGGCCAAAACUGCUGGCUGCGUUGUCCUAUGCUGAGAAGCUGAUUGAAUGUUAUGAUUUUGAAGAAGAGAACUCGUUUAUUAUUACAGAAAAACCAGGUUAUGUAUUUGGAUCUUCAAUGUGUUGUCUUCAUGGAAAGCUCUACACAAUUGGUGGUGUUCAGUCUAAAUCCGUGGAUCAGUAUGAUUUAGAAAAAGAUGAAUGGAAGGAUUUCUUUCCAAGUCUUCGACAUUGUCGAGUAGCACACGGAGUAACUACGUACGGAAACCAGAUUUUUGUGACUGGAGGAUCAGCUAAGGCAAAUGCAAACUUUGGUCCUGGUCUGUAUGAGAUGGAGAUGAUUGAAUUAGAUGAGAAUAGUAAAAUCCUUCAUGAUUGGAAGGUGGCAGGGACCAUGAAAGAGGGACGAAGCUUCUUAGGGUCUGCUGCUGUGAAUGGAAAGGUAUACAGCAUUGGAGGCUGCCUUAGUGAAGAGUUUUCAACUACAGAGGUUUGGAAUCCAGAAACAGGGAAGUUUAGUGAAGCUUCAAAAUCUUUAAGCAAAAGAGAUUCUCAGGGUCAGGCAGUUGUAAAUGGAGAAAUAUAUUCAGUUGGAGGAUAUGAUAAUCUUAGCAACAAGUACCUUAACAGUGUGGAGAAAUACACUCCAAGUACAGAUUCCUGGAGUACUAUCCCCCCUAUGAACAUCCCAAGAAGGAGUCCUGGAGUGGUUACCUAUAAAGACAGAAUCUAUGUGGUGGGUGGCAUGGGUGUGGAUUCUGACCUAUCAACUAUAGAGGUGUACAACCCUACCACCAAGGAGUGGAAGAUGUUAAACUACGAGAUGAAAGAAGUCAAUGGAUGGUGCACUGUGUGCCUAGUUGAUAAACCUGUAAGAAUGGUUAGUGAGCCUAGAAUAUAUGCUAAAUAUGGAAAGGACCGAGGGUUCUGUAAUCUCAUCGCCACUGGAGGGCUGGACCUAGAAAGCCUGGAUUCUGAUGAUAUAUACUCUAGAAGAGAGAGUAUUGCCAGCUCCAGCGGAUAUGGUGAUACGCCCACGGAGAAAGUAAAUAUUGACUGGAAAGCUACAGAAAAUGCUAGAACUGAACAAAGGAUGAAACACAGGAAAGAGUUACAAUAAGACCCACAAGACACUCAUUAAUCCUUUUAUAUACACUGUUAACCGUAAUUUAAUACAGUGUAGAGAAGACUGUUUAUUUUCAGUUAAAUUUCAAUAAAUUUCUAUUGUUAAAAAUAAUAA